GCCGCAUAUCGCGCGCUUGCGUGCGUCAGAGAGGACGUGGUAGGACAGCUGGAGCGCGCGCGCCGCCCGCACCAAGAGCAAUAACAGCAUUUUCAGCCACAUCGCUCGAUUUACGCCAUGCAAAUAACACGAGAAAAUGAAACGGGACUGGUACGACAGAGAAUGUAAGACAUUUGUCGUGUAUCUGAUCUCCUAAUGCUUCCUAUAGUUUAUGACUAACAAGAUUUGGGACGUUGCUACACAGUCGCCAGAUCUCAGGGAAUAAUUGAGUCUUAACCGCCACAUACCCCAACAAACCCAAGCAGCAUGCCAGAGCAGAGUAACGAUUACCGGGUGGUGGUGUUUGGAGCAGGGGGAGUGGGCAAGAGCUCCUUGGUUCUGCGCUUCGUUAAAGGCACCUUCAGGGACACCUACAUCCCGACGGUGGAGGACACAUACCGGCAGGUCAUCAGCUGCGACAAGAGCGUAUGCACUCUGGAGAUCACCGACACCACUGGCAGCCACCAGUUCCCUGCUAUGCAGCGUCUGUCCAUCUCCAAAGGCCACGCCUUCAUCCUGGUCUACUCCAUCACAAGCAGGCAGUCGCUGGAGGAGCUGAAGCCCAUCUACCAGCAAGUGCUGGCCAUCAAAGGUAACGUGGAGAACAUCCCCAUCAUGCUUGUGGGCAACAAGAGCGAUGAGACCCAGCGCGAGGUGGAGACCAAGGAGGGCGAAGCUCAGGCAAACAUCUGGAAAUGCGCGUUCAUGGAAACAUCAGCCAAGACCAACACCAACGUGAAGGAGCUUUUUCAGGAGCUCCUGAAUCUGGAUAAGAAGCGCGAUAUGAGUCUGAACAUGCGCUCCAGCAAGCAGAGACGUGCAGACAAGCUGAAGGCCAAGUGCAGUGUGAUGUAGGAGGCUGGAUGCAUCCAUCACUCAACCUGUAACUGACUCCUCCAAAUGUACAUAAGUCCCUCACCUUAAAGGAACAGUACGCACAAAAAAUGAAACUUCUGUCAUCGUUUACUUAUUGUCCUGCCAUUUUAACCCAUAUGACUUUAUUGUUUCCAGGGAACACAAAGAGAAGUUUUAAAACAAUUGUACUGGCCGCACUUGUCCAUGCAACCAAAAUCCUUUUGGAAAGUUGUCCAUAUUACUUGUGAGAUAUAUUCCAAGUCUUAUGAGGGAGAAUUUUAGAAUCCGGAUUCAUUCAGACCAAUGUUAUGAACUGAAUCAACUGAUUCUUUGAGAAGACUUACAUUAACAUGCCAAACCGACCCAGGGUGAAUGUAAAGCUGUAAAUGUCAGCAAUUUUCCCACUCAGAUCUGUAAAUCUUGGAAAAGAGCACUCUUCAUAUGGACCUUUUUGAUUUUUAUAGUUCUUCUUUUUGUGUGAAGUAAGCAACACGAGAGUGAGCAAACGAUGACAGAACUUUCUUUUUGGGCGAACUCUCCCUUUAACUCUCCAUCCUUCUCAGUCUUAAUCAGGUAAUCUUUAGUGCGCAUCCAAACGUCAACCAUCUCCCUUCCCCUGUAUGUUCUGGCUCCUGUAGUGACUCUGUGUAGUAGACUAUAAGAGCUGACACACGAAGCAGGGAGGACGUCCCACGAUUCUCACACGUGCUCUCUCUGCUGCUUUCUGUUGACUUUUUAUUGAAUUCAAGACAGACCAAAUCAUCAAUGUGGCCAUUUUUAUGUCAGGCUGUGUCUUUAACGGAAAGGUUUGGAAAUGCAGACAUAAAUGUCUUGAACUGGUUCUGCAUGGUAUGGGAUUCUCACCCACAUGAGGAAAAGGCCUGGGCACAGCUGAAGAGGCGACACUAUCCGCUCUUCCAAAUUACAUAUACUAUAGCAGCACAAAAGAAGCCUGUUAGAAAUCGGAAAACAAUUCGGGACGAAGGACAUUCUUAGUUAACCGGCUUGCCAGUGAUGUAACCUGGUAUAACAGAGUAAAGUGCAUAAUGCAUGUCUGAUGAUAUAAACUACCUUCAUAUUAAAUGUGAUUGAGAUCUUUUCAUCGAGAACAGAGCUAUACCUUAUUGAAGCACAGUGAAUAAGUCCUAAAUGUGAUCAUUUCUAAAAGCUAUUUUUUUUUGUGAUGGGGUGGGGUUCGGGGUGUCGAUUGAUGUUUUAUUUUACUCUGUUUUGUUUUUCAAGUGUUGAUGGCACUCGAAAACCUUAAUAUAUGCAUUUCAUCAUCUAACUAAAAACAUAUAUCCUGUAUGUGAAAUCUAUGUAUUAUGAGCACUAAUGAAAACCCCUGUACAGCCCCUGUUUUUCUGUCAGUGUCUAUAUUUCCUCAGAUUAUUUAAUGCCAUUUGCUUUAGCAAUACAUGAUAUUAAAGCACUUUUAGAAUCUUGAGCACAUUCAAAACACAGAGCGUUAACCUUUACAAAAAUGUUCUUGUCGAACACUCUGCGUUUACAACUUUACUGCAGAUAAAGUGUUUAUUCAAUAAAUAUUAUGUGAGGGACCAGAAAAAUAAAGAAGCACAAACAAAAGGUAAAUAAUUAUUGCUUGUUUUCUUUUGUGGUUCUGAACAUCUGUAUGUAGUAUAAAGUGGCUCCAAAAGUAUGCAUAUCUGAAUUUCAUUGCAUUUAGAUACAACAUAUUAAACCAAGUGGCAUCCUAAAACAAAUCAUGUUUGAGCUUUUCUCAGAGCUAAAGUCACUUUUAUUAGCCAUUUAUGAGCCAACAGGACUCUGUGUGACUUUUAUGUGAUGUAUAAAGUCAGUUUAUUACAUAGAACAGUAUCAGUUGAUUUAUCAUUUACACUUCUUUUUGUGAUGUUUUCCUUGGGGGAAAAAGCCACUUGCUUUGAUAUGUAUUUCUUUAAAACAAAAGAUAUUACUACAUUUUUAAGUAUAACUUAAAUGUCAGAUACUUUCUGGGGCCAAUGUAGAUAAGGUAGCAGAUACUUACCACAAAAAAAAAAAAAAAAAAAUGAUUUGAUAUCAGUGAUGUGAACUUUCUGCCCUUAUUUUGUUACCGCAGUAGUCAUGAUGGAUGAUAAUGAUGGAUACCGAGGGGAAUGAGUUUACCUGAAGAUGCAGAAAGAGCAUCUGGUGGAACAUCUGCUUAGUCAGUCGUGGUGCAUCUCUGAAGAUUCGACUGAAAGCGAAGCAUUAAUUAGCAGAUGAAAUAAAAAACAUAGAUUUGUGUGUGAAGAUAUUGCUGGGUUGUGUCCGUGUGCGGUGCAGUGUUCUAUUCAACUAGAAACGUUAAAAUGUCUAACUAUACACUUGGAUAUUGACUUGGUCUGUGUUUUCAUGCAAACAUGCUUGCAGUCAGUAUUUACUUUUUAAAAAUUAGUUGAGCACAAAAGACUUUAAAGGGUCAUGAAACCCUAAAACAGUUUUUGAGAUGUUAACAGAUAUGUUCUGGUUGCACACCAAUGAAAACAACAAUUGCACUCAUUAUGGGAAAAAGAGUUGCUUUUCUUUUUUGGAGCCAUUUCGUUCUUUAAAAAGCAAAGUUGAGUCAUGAAAUUAACCUAAACAAUUUUUGAGUCAUUCCUUUUUCCAAGUAUUUUAAUAAAAUAAAACUUAGUGACAUAAAUGUGAAUAUAGGCUACCGACAUUUUACACUUGGCACAUAGGUUAUAUUAUUGGUAUUUAAAUAGGUUCACUUAACAGGUGAGUUUAAUUCAGAUUUAGUUAAAGAUGUCUAUUUAGUGUUUUUAACUCUUGGUCUUGUUCUUGUAGAUCAGCUCUACCACUAUUUUCAUCUUGGAAAAUUUUACCUGAAAUUUUACGUGAUUUGCCGACAACAAACAAUGCACAUGUGUUUAAUGUUCAAAAUGCACUUACCUACCAGGAUUGCAAUAUGUAUGUCGGUCAA
Messenger RNA from Onychostoma macrolepis, 3820 nucleotides. RefSeq names its product DIRAS family, GTP-binding RAS-like 1a (gene diras1a). Bases 307 to 894 code for a protein of 195 amino acids. Gene Ontology annotation, cellular component: plasma membrane. Gene Ontology annotation, biological process: signal transduction. The record is from RefSeq and is a predicted model, not a curated record. NCBI's taxonomy places the organism in Eukaryota, Metazoa, Chordata, Actinopteri, Cypriniformes, Cyprinidae. The transcript is spliced from 2 exons. Gene Ontology annotation, molecular function: GTP binding; GTPase activity; GDP binding.